Messenger RNA from Lolium perenne, 1137 nucleotides. RefSeq lists its product as uncharacterized. The record is from RefSeq and is a predicted model, not a curated record. Lineage: Eukaryota; Viridiplantae; Streptophyta; Magnoliopsida; Poales; Poaceae.
AUGCACACCGGAUCACCUGCCGCGUCUCCUGCCCGGACAGAGGAGACAGGGCCCAGCUCUGCACAUGCAUCUGGGCAGCCGGCUCCAAUUCUCCUGCACCGGGAUCUUCUGCUCCGCCUCGGCGUGAGCUCUCAUCUGCUGGACCUCGUCCUGUUACUCUCACAUGUCACCAUCUUUAUGCUUAUCUAUGUUGAUGAUAUCAUAGUCGCCAGCUCGUCUCAAAGUGCAACUGAUGCUCUUCUACGAGAUUUGAGUAAAAAGUUUGCAUUGAAAGACCUUGGUGAUCUUCACUACUUCUUGGGAAUUGAAGUGCAUAAAGUAAGUGAUGGCAUAGUACUGAAUCAAGCAAAAUAUGCUCAGGACGUUCUUGCUCGGGUUAAUAUGACAGGAUGCUCCGGUGUCCCUACUCCUCUGUCAUCGUCUGAGAAGAUAACUGCCCAAGAUGGAGAUAUGUUGGGUCCUGAGGAUAGUACAAAUUACAGAAGUAUGGUAGGUGCGCUACAGUAUCUCACCCUUACAAGACCAGACAUUUCAUUUGCAGUGAACAAGUUUUGUCAGUAUCUUCAUGCUCCUACUACAGUACAUUGGACUGCUGCCAAACGUAUUUUGAGAUAUGUGAGUCAUACUCUGAGUUUUGGUCUUACAUUUAUGAAGUCAAGAUCCACACUUCUUAGUGCCUUCUCUGAUGCUGAUUGGGCUGGUUGUGUGGAUGAUCGUCGCUCAACUGGAGGUUUUGCUGUGUUUUAUGGACCCAAUCUGAUUUCAUGGAGUGCCAAGAAACAAGCAACAGUAUCCAGAUCUAGUACAGAGGCAGAGUAUAAAUCUGUGGCCAAUGCAACAGCAGAAGUAAUUUGGGUACAGUCUUUACUUGCAGAACUCGGAGUAAAAGAGAUGCAAACACCAUGUUUAUGGUGUGACAAUCUAGGAGCCACUUAUCUAUCAGCAAAUCCAAUGUUUCAUGCAAGAGCAAAGCACAUUGAGAUAGAUUUUCACUUUGUUCGUGAAAGGGUGUUAAGCAAGAAGCUAGAAGUUCGGUUUAUACCUUCAAAGGAUCAGAUUGCAGAUGGGUUUAGAAAACCACUUCCUGUGAAGAGCUUUACAGAGUUUAGACAUAAUCUCAACUUGAGUAAGUUGUGA